AAAUUUGUCAAAAUUUCGUACUGUAGAAAAAUUGGGAAAAGUUCACUUCCGAUAAUAUUACAAUGUCCAGCACAAUUUGCAAGGUCACCCAGACGCAUUGUGGGAUCGCAUAACAAAUUUCCUCGUCUGCGGCCGGCUGCAGAUGCAGACUAGACGUACAUGUACUGUAUGCGAAAGCUAGCCUCUGUAUCCAUCAAGUCCAUCUGUCAAGCAUGAAUUUACGAAAAUAGAAACGUUUUGUGCAGCAAAUUUGCCGGCACACCGGCCCUGUUGUCUAUGUCUGUAACAUGCAGGGGAAUGAAUAGUUAUCUGUUCGCCAUUUGGGAGAUAAACUGUGGCCAAAAUGGUGGUUUUUAACGGCACAAUUCGGAUGCGAGUGUGCGAGGCGGUGGACCUGAGACCGACCGAUUUUUCCACCAGACACAGUGUAACAUCGAAGGAUUCGAAGAAGGCAGCAGCCAAUGUGAUCGACCCGUACAUUAUCAUCACCGUGGACGAUCAACAUGUCGGCACGACAAGUAUAAAGCAAAAGACGGUCAAACCGUCAUGGAAUGAAGACUUUGAUGCCAAAGUUCAAAAUGGCGAGAAUGUUUUACUUACAGUUUACCACAGCUCCAUCAUUUCUUCCGAUGAUUUUGUGGCGAAUUGCACGGUGGCGAUUGAGGAUCUCUUGCAAAAUGGCGUGAAUAAGAAUGGUGCAAGCAUUUCUGACAUUUGGAUUGACCUUGAGCCGUCUGGGAAAGUCCAUGUUGUCAUUGAACUCAAGGGAUCAUCUGAAGAUCCACCAAAGGAGAAGGUUUUCAAAGUCCGGGAAAAUGCAAUGCGAAAGAGGCGCGGGGCGGUGCGACGGAGGGUACAUCAAAUCAACGGGCACAAAUUCAUGGCAACAUUUUUGCGACAACCAACGUACUGUUCACAUUGUAAGGAUUUUAUCUGGGGUUUUUACAUGCAAGGGUAUCAGUGUCAAGUGUGUACAGUGGUGGUGCAUAAGCGAUGUCAUGAGGUCGUAGUCUCACGAUGUCCAGGACACAAGGAUGACGUAAAAGAGCAGUCCCAGUCGCAGUCACAGCGCUUCAACAUCAACUUGCCACAUCGAUUUAGCGUUCAUAGUUUCAAGAAGCCAACCUUUUGUGACCACUGCGGUUCACUGCUCUACGGCUUACUACGGCAAGGGUUGCAGUGUGAAGCGUGCAAGAUGAACGUCCACAAGAGAUGCGACAAGAACGUUGCGCCAAACUGCGGUAUCAACCCCAAGAGAAUGGCCGAGAUCCUGUCUGAGAUGGGCGUCACUGGCGAUAAAUUGUCAAUACGCAGGAAAAAGGCCUCCAUCUCGGAAUACCCCAAAUUGGGUUCCUUGGAUGCCUGUGCCUCCUCCUCACGCCCCUCAUCCCGGCCCACUUCGCCUCGAUCCGCUCCCGCUGAGCUGGCAGGUGUUCCCAAGCUUGUUAUUGUUAGCAACGACUUGAAUGCAGGCAUCACCAAAAUCCACGACCUGACGGCAGCUACGGACAAGCUAGCGAUGGAGAUCGAUGACAGCAAGUUGGGCGUGUCCCACCUGGGCUCUUCCGUCCUGCGGACCCCCUCCCUCAAGGAGGAGCUGGAGCGGAUACCCAAGCGCAAGUUCAACCUGGAAGACUUCAACUUCAUCAAGGUCCUAGGGAAGGGCAGCUUUGGCAAGGUGAUGCUCGCGGAGAAGAAGAACAGUGAAGAGGUGUAUGCGGUGAAAGUACUGAAGAAGCAUGCCAUCAUACAGGACGAUGACGUGGAAUGCACCAUGACAGAGAAGCGAGUACUGGUUCUAGCCAACAGACACCCCUUCCUGACCUCUCUACAUUCCUGCUUCCAAACUGUGGACCGACUGUACUUUGUCAUGGAAUAUGUCAACGGUGGAGACCUGAUGUUCCAAAUCCAGAGGGCCAGGAAGUUCAACGAACCCCGAGCGAAAUUCUACGCAGCUGAAGUAAUCCUUGCACUACAAUUCCUGCACCGGCACGGUGUUAUAUAUAGAGAUUUAAAAUUAGACAACAUCUUGUUAGACAUGGAGGGCCAUUGUAAGCUUGCCGACUUUGGUAUGUGCAAGGAGGGCAUCAUGAACGGGAGAACAACGGCAACAUUCUGCGGCACACCGGACUACAUUGCACCAGAGAUUCUACAUGAGCUAGACUACGGACCGUCAGUGGACUGGUGGGCCCUGGGUGUUCUGAUGUACGAGAUGAUGGCAGGUCAACCGCCCUUUGAGGCUGAUAACGAGGACGAUCUCUUUGACUCUAUCCUGCACGACGAUGUACUCUACCCAGUCUGGCUCAGCAAGGAAGCAACGUCCAUUCUCAAAGCUUUUAUGGAGAAGAACCCUGCCAAGAGACUGGGUUGUGUGGAGAGCCAAGGCGGAGAGAACGCCAUCAGGCAGCACGCCUUCUUCUCCAGCAUCUCAUGGGAGAAACUAGAAGAGCUCAAAGUGGAACCCCCCUUCAAACCUAAGAUAAAAACGAAAAAGGACGUCAACAAUUUUGACGCCGACUUCACGCGGGAGGAGCCCAAGCUGACGCCCAUCACGGCCAACAUCGUCAAGUCCAUCAACCAGAACGAAUUCACCGGCUUCACCUACACACGGCCGGACCUGGACCGUCAGCAGCAGACCACCACGGACAUCGAUUGAUCACGGUAUGGGGGAGCGUGGUCUGGGUCACUUUAAUAGCUUCUUUAACAGCAACAAAAAAGGCUUGAAAGACGUCAUUAGUCUUUAGGAAUUGACAUUUCAAAACCGAUUUGCAUUCUUUUCUCUGAUUCGAGUUGAGAGUUUUAGAUAUCUCUAGUUCAGGGAGUACUGCCUAAGCGCUACAAGAGCGGUUGGUCUGAGCCAGACUGAACUCAGCUUCUCGGCAGAAGGAAAGAAGAGUGUCGCCUCCAGUGAGGAAGUUACUUGGGACAAUCUUCACCUCACCUUCACCUUUGAAUUCCUGCUUUUCCCGUCAGGUUGUCUUCAACGUCUCAUCCAGAUCCAUUAGUGUAACCAUGAUAAUUCUCGGUGAGAUGAGAAGCCGACGAUUUGCCACACAAAAAAACGGAGAAAAAGUACAAACUCCAAAAUGAAACUUAAAGCGCUUAUAGUCAGGUAGUAAUUACUGCAAAAACAUAUCAAAAACAAAUUUUGAAGAAAAAAAAUAAAGUAAAAAAAAUUUGAAGGGCGAAAUGUAAUUGACCUAUCGCGGUAGAAUCGCGGUAGAAUCGCGUCAACGCAGCUUGUGAAAUGUUGUCCAAGUACAUGAUAUACAAGUGGACACUGAACGCGCAAAAUCUGAGACAGCAAAACUUUAAUACCGUACAAAAACUCCAUAAGGUUGUCUAAGGGGCGUGGCUAACUCGCAAACGGCGAUAGGUCAAUUGCCCACCAACUUAUGACAGAAAGCGGUGCGAAUCGCUGAUGAAAAAAAUCACCACCCGUGAUGAUUUUGUCCGGAAUAAUUCCAGCGAAAUUGAUCUAACCACACAGCCUUGCAUUCCUUAUAUAUUUGCCUGCUCUGUGUUACAUUCACAUGCAUAGGCUGUGGUAAUAAUUUAUAUUUACAUGUACCAUCACAAAAUCCUGGUAUACAACAGAAAGCCAUUCUGUGAUGCUGUGGCUGAGUGACAUUCAGGCAUUUUGACAAAUUAGACGUUGUCGGAGUUGUUGGAUUUUUAGAAAUGACGCCACUGACCAAGCGGUUUACUUCUUGUUACAGAUUAAUAUGUUUAUU
Molecule: messenger RNA, 3734 nt
Organism: Patiria miniata (bat star)
Lineage: Eukaryota; Metazoa; Echinodermata; Asteroidea; Valvatida; Asterinidae
Product: protein kinase C epsilon type-like
Exons: 16
Coding region: 344-2656 (770 amino acids)
Biological process (GO): protein phosphorylation
Molecular function (GO): diacylglycerol-dependent serine/threonine kinase activity; ATP binding
Source: RefSeq, a predicted model, not a curated record